Nothobranchius furzeri (turquoise killifish) is the source of this 2175-nucleotide messenger RNA. It is a transcript of the gene dnase1l1, whose product is annotated as deoxyribonuclease I-like 1. Gene Ontology annotation, molecular function: DNA binding; deoxyribonuclease I activity. NCBI's taxonomy places the organism in Eukaryota, Metazoa, Chordata, Actinopteri, Cyprinodontiformes, Nothobranchiidae. Gene Ontology annotation, biological process: DNA catabolic process. The record is from RefSeq and is a predicted model, not a curated record. Gene Ontology annotation, cellular component: nucleus.
AGUUCAUCUUAAAACAUCUUUCUCAAGUAAAAUAACGUUUCUCUGUGAGGUCACAUAGGCCCAUCGGUGCUGUAUGAAACAGAAAUAAACAAAUGAAUCAUAUUUGUCCACCCAAAUACUUAAAUAACACAACAACAGGAAGGACAAAAACACCGUCAAGGUAAAGUAAGAAUUUUAUUUUUAAAUAAGCGGCUGUUUGUGAUUAAUCAUGAGUUAACUAUGGACAUGAUUUAUAUCAUUAUUAAAUAUCCUAUGUGGCCUAUAGGCUAUGUACCUGAGAUUUCAUAUGAAAAAUUAGACUAACCUAUUUUCUAAUUAGGUAUUUGCUCCAUGUUGAUAUAUAUUUCAUACACAUUUACGGGCCAAGUGGAACAUCAGCUGCUGAUGGUAUAAUUUGAAGAGAAAAGUCCAUUAUGCUAACCUCCUGGGGGGCACCACGAAGACUUUGUGCUUAGGGCACCAAAAUAGCUAGCAACGGCCCUGGCUCCGCCCACAGGAAGGAACUCGGCUUCAAGUUUCAGCCAGCAGAGAGAGAGAGAGAAGGAUCAGCUGAAAGACAACUCCAUAGGACAUGAGGUCCAUCUUCCUCCUCCUCUUCCUCCUGACCGUGGCCGACGCUCAGCGGAGUUCAGAGUUCAGGAUCUGUGCCUUCAACCUUCAUCACUAUGGAGACUCCAAGUCCAGGAAGAGUGAUGUGAUGAUGACGCUCGCCAGGAUCAUCACCCGCUGUGAUGUUUGUUUACUUCAGGAGGUGAGAGACAGUAAAGGGACUGCCGUUCCACAGCUGCUUCAGACUAUUAAGAGGUACGACUCCACGUCUAGCUACCAGCAUGUGUCCAGUGAGCGACUGGGCCGGUCGGAGUCGUACCAGGAGCAGUACGUGUUUAUUUACAGGACUGAAACGGUGACGGUCACAGACCUCUAUCAGUACCCAGAUGAUCUAAAAGGAGACGAAGAUGCUUUCUCCAGGGACCCUUUUGUUGUUCGCUUCAAGGCCCCAAGGACAGUUAUAAAAGAAUUUGUCCUCAUCCCUCAACACACCACCCCAAGCAACACCACCAAAGAGCUGGAUGCUCUGUACGACGUUCUGCAGCGUGUGAAGAAGAUGUGGAGAACCGAGAACGUGAUGCUUCUGGGGGACUUCAACGCGGAUUGUGGCUACCUCGCCAAGAAGAACCGGAAGAACGUGCGACUGAUCACGGAUAAGAACCUCUACUGGCUGAUUCCAGACGACAGUGACACCACCGUCAAACUCUCCACUUCCUGCUCCUACGACAGGAUCGUCGUGAACGGAGAAACGUUCAACAGCGCAGUCGUUCCUUCAUCAGCUCAACCCUUCAACUUCCAGCAGGAAUACGGACUUACGGAAGAGCAGACACAAAACAUAAAACGAGUUAAGAAUGUGGCUAAACUCUCAGAUAAAUCCUCGUCUGUGCCGGUCUGAGGCGCUGCGCCGACCCGUGCUGUUGGUCUAAAACAGGAAGGAAAAGCAUCAUAAAACAUGGAUGUUUGCUUGUUUGUUCUCUGAGGCGCUGGACGUCAGCGACCACUACCCUGUGGAGGUUCUGCUGAAGGUCGUCCGUUCCAGAUCCUUUGCUGGAGGAGCUUCUAGGAGUUCCUCUGUAUGUGUCUUCGGCACGCUCCUCCUCCUCCUGCAGGUAUUCAUGUGAUCGAUAAACAGUCUGACCAUGAGCUGAUGGAAGUCCAGGUUCUCCGAGGAUCUUCUGGAGGAGCGAUGCAACUCACACACAUCUGUGUUGACAUUUACUGGAUGCAUGAGUGAACAUUAUUCAUGCAGCAACAGCUGAUUAAACCUGUUAUGUUCUCUGCAUGAAUCACGCAUGAAUGUGUUUUAUGCAACCAGGUUUCAUCUGAUUUGCCCAAAAGUCUCUUUUCUGGUCUUUUCGUGUUUAAAGCAGAAUUCCUCCUUUCUUGUAUUUUAUACAUUUAUUUUACGUCUCAUGAAGUUUUAAGAAUUAUUUUAAUAUAAACUUGUUUUUGUUCUUCCUCUUCUUUCUGUUUUAAAAUAAAACCAAUUGAUCGCUUAUUGGAAAUAUGUGUAAUUUUGAUUCUGGGAUGUUUUUUAAUGAUUACAUUUGUCCCAUUAGUUAAAUUUUAAUGUUGGCUUUGUGCUUCAAUAUGAAUAAAUAAAAUAAAAUAAUUUCUAUCUCCCCA